AUGAGCUCCCUCUCUGCCGGCUCUGGAAUUCGAGACCCAAGUGCUGAGGAGAUCUGGGGCAGGCCCGGGCCUGGCCUGGUGCCCGGGGUGGUGACGACGGAGUGCUCAGCGUGUGGGAAGAGGCGAGCCCUGCGAGCCGAGAGUCCCGGCAGGGGCGGAGGGCCCCCUAACGGCCUGGGUCCGCAGAUCGCGCUGGAGUCGGCGCACGUGAUCGACUCCGGGGAGACAGCGCUGGUGGAGGGGCUGUGCGUGGCUCCCCGGGAGCGCGGCAAGGGCGUGGCCGGGCUGCUGCGGCGCUUCUGCCCGCAGCUGGUCAAGACACAGAACCCGGGGGUCAAGGUGGCACGGCUCACCCGGGACGACCAAGUGGGCCCCCGGGAGCUCAAGAAACACGGCCUAAUCACCAAGCAGGUGAGAAGGACAAGGGAGCUCGGCAUCCUUUGGGUCUGAGUCAAUGCCUCCGUGCUACCGGCGCGGCUGGGCGUGCAGCUGGCGGCGCUGCGGGCCUCCGUCACCUCGCCGCUGCCCACCGAGACCGUGUCGGAGACUGGCGGCGACGUGGCCCGCCUCCUACUGUUGCCUUCCGUGCAGCGCGACGUCACCCAGGACUGGCAGCCCUACCGGCCACGUGAGAGCAACCUGCGCCUGCUGGCGGCCAAGGGCCUGGAGUGGCACGUAGACAGCUCCACGCGCGCGCGCUUACCCACGCUGCGCACGCGCCCCUUCCCCAUCCCGCACGGCGGUGACGGCACGUGGCGCUACCUCAACGUCGACGCCGUGCGCAGCGCUGGUGCGCAGGCGCAGAGCCGGCUUCUGCGGCACCUGCAGGGCCAGGCCCCGCGCCUCGCCGGUCUCAACGCCAUGCGCCAGCUUUUCCUGGCGUCCCAGUUAUGGUAGCAGCUGGCAGACCUCUGCCAGGCCGGCUUGGGGCUCGAGCUGGUCAAGGGUUACGCAGAACAGUACCCGCUGGAGGCCGACAUCUAGGGCCUCUCCUCUCGGAGGCGAGAGGAGCAUUUAGAUCCGUCCAUUUUCGCUGCUCUUCAGAAAGCCCCGCCCCCUCCCCCUACUCUCCGUGGUCUGCUGGGAAGCCUGCUUACCCUUACCGGAGCGCCCCCCCUAACCUUUUAGCCUUGCCUCUCUGCCAUCUCGCCUCUAGCGCGCCCACUCUAUGGCCCACAACUGGAUCCGAUCGCCGGGUUUGGGGGAGGCCCUUGCUCUGCUAUGGUCCGCCCGUUCCCCUCACGGGCCAAAGAAUGGGUUCCUUCACAGGCUUCAGAGCCUUUUCUUGUCCGUCGCCCUGGGCUGGCGGGGAACUCCGUCCUUCCUGGCUUCUCCCUUCUGCCUCCUCGUGGGCGGAAGCGGGUAGAGGGAUGUGCAAGGUCCAGCUGCCCAACACAUAUUACUUUUCUUCCUCCCGCCCUUUCUCAAGCUCUCAGAGCUUGCCCCGCGCUCCCCUCCUGCCUCCCUCUCAGUCUCUUGCGCCUCUACAUCAGUGUCCCCUCUCUCCUUCUGAGCUCCCAUCCUCCUAUUCCCCGGACCCCCCCCCCCCAGACACUUAGCUCCUCAUUGCCCAUUUGUCUGCUCCUCCCUUCCUCUUCCCCAUGAACUCUUCAUCACCCGCCCUGUGUGCAAUACGGAGAGAGAGCCUGUAAAUGAAACAAUCAUAAUGCCCUGUUGACCCUCUGGUGACACAUCUUUACAAGCCUGCCCCCCCUGAUGGGGUUCGUCCAACUUUGCACGAUGUUGCUGUUUCCCAGGCCCCCUUCCUAUAUCCCCAACCAGUGCCUGAACCAGGACAUGAAACAGGGGGCUUGAGCUAGGAAGGGCAGUUUCCUCAGCCCAGUAUGGGGCUGUCUUCUGGCUCUAACCAGGCUUCCUUCCAAUGCAACUGGAACCCCUGCCUCCAGAUAUUUCUGGACAUCCCUCCCUUCCUCUGGUUCCUUUAUGGGUUGUUUUUUUUUUUUUUUUUUUUUUUGGACUUCGGCAGUUUUCUAUUUCAAUGCAAGUAGUAACAGCUGCAGUUGCACAGCGCUGUCUUCUACACUGGAUCCUCACAUCUACCACCGAGGGAGGAAACAGGCUCAGAAAGAUCAAAGUGACUUCCAAGUCAUUCAGAGUAGCUGGGAGCCUGGCAGGGACUGGAGUUCAGGUCUGUCCCAAGCCAGAGCAUGCCUCAGAACCUCACUCGUUGUGGCGGUGACUGUUUGAACUUCUUGUUGGACGAUGGACAGUUGCUAGGGAUUUGUUGACAGUAAGCACAGGGGUCGCUGGGGAUGGAAUCAGAGACGUGGGCAGAGGAGGGCGCCAGGAGGUGGAAGAAGGUGGGCACAGAGGAUAGCCGCUGCUCCAUCACUUCCCCCAGUUACGGUUUUGCUGUUGUGCUACACUGCCUUGCUUGUCUGCCUCAACGCCUGGCCAU
Prionailurus viverrinus (fishing cat) is the source of this 2419-nucleotide messenger RNA. It is a transcript of the gene NAT16, whose product is annotated as N-acetyltransferase 16 (putative). The record is from RefSeq and is a predicted model, not a curated record. Lineage: Eukaryota; Metazoa; Chordata; Mammalia; Carnivora; Felidae.